GAUCACGCGUAGCUUGGAGAUGGAUGGUCUCCACGGAGACGACGAGGCGCACACGUUCCCUCCCUUCCCCUACUUCUCGGCGCCGUCGACACCGCCGCCACUCGCGUCACCGCUGGCCUCGUCGUCGGACGGUCAGCACAGCCCGCUCGCCGCAGCGCUCCAGCAGCUGACCCCGCCCCCGUGGCCAUGUACUCCUCCUGAUCUGACCCUUCAGCCGGCGAUGGGGGACGUGAACUGGUCGUCCCUGUUCCAGACGGGGCCGGUGGCUCUGCCGGAGCAGGAGGAGGAGGCCGUGCAGGCGGAUCAGAGCGGGGAGAACGACGGCGAGGCGGGUGGGAGCGGAAGUGGUAACAAGGAGAAAGCGAAGGGAAGCGCCGGGAGAUCGGAGAAGAAGAAGGCGAGCAAGCCGCGGUUCGCGUUCCAGACGAGGAGCGAGAACGAUAUCCUGGACGACGGCUACCGCUGGAGGAAGUACGGGCAGAAGGCCGUCAAGAACAGCUCCAACCCUAGGAGCUACUACCGGUGCACCCAUCCCACAUGCAACGUGAAGAAGCAGGUGCAGCGCCUGGCCAAGGACACGGCCAUCGUGGUGACCACGUACGAGGGUGUGCACAACCACCCCUGCGAGAAGCUCAUGGAGGCGCUCGGCCCCAUCCUGAAGCAGCUCCAGUUCCUCUCCCAAUUCUAACCAUCCACAUCCGGCCAGCAAGCUUCCAUAAUAACCUGGUCAAGCCACAAAAAUACAUGUAUAAUACGUAUGUACCAGUUGCUGCCAACUUGUAGCCUUGUAGGGGGGGGAGUAAAGGAGAAAAAAAAAGUGCCUACUUCCUCAAUUCAGUGCGUACUACAACUGUAUGUAUGCAUGAUGUUUUUAUCUUAUCACUCUGUCUGUUACAUUCUUCAUAAUGAUACAUUCAAA
Messenger RNA from Triticum dicoccoides, 919 nucleotides. Its product is annotated as probable WRKY transcription factor 75. Lineage: Eukaryota; Viridiplantae; Streptophyta; Magnoliopsida; Poales; Poaceae. Gene Ontology annotation, biological process: regulation of DNA-templated transcription. Gene Ontology annotation, molecular function: DNA-binding transcription factor activity; sequence-specific DNA binding. The transcript has 2 exons. The record is from RefSeq and is a predicted model, not a curated record. The coding region runs from base 20 to 688 and encodes 222 amino acids.